Drechmeria coniospora is the source of this 1665-nucleotide messenger RNA. RefSeq lists its product as uncharacterized. The coding region runs from base 1 to 1665 and encodes 554 amino acids. Gene Ontology annotation, molecular function: oxidoreductase activity. The record is from RefSeq and is a predicted model, not a curated record. NCBI's taxonomy places the organism in Eukaryota, Fungi, Ascomycota, Sordariomycetes, Hypocreales, Ophiocordycipitaceae. The transcript has 8 exons.
AUGCUUCCCACAAUCGCCACCGCCACCGCCCUGGUGCUGGGCUUGGCCUCGCCAGCCCUCGGCCAAAACCCGUACGCCAUCACGGGCGUGUCGGUGCCCCGAGGAUGGACUCCCCAGCUGCGGGAGGACAUCAACGACCUCCAGCGCGCGGGAGGCCCGAAAUGGGACCUGUACGUGCAGGCGCUCUCGGCGAUGCAGGAGAGCAACGCGGUCGAUCCGUUGUCGUACUUUCAGAUCUCCGGCAUCCACGGUAUGCCCUACACGCAGUGGAACAACACGGGAGCGGGCAUCCAGGGCAACUCGUGGAUGGGAUACUGCCCCCACGGUGAGGAUCUCUUCCUUCCCUGGCACCGACCCUACGUCGUCCUCUUCGAGCAAUCGCUCGUCGAAGCGGCUCGUCGGAUCGCCCUUCGCUAUCCCGCCCAGGACCAGCCACGGUACCGGGCGGCGGCCGAGCAGCUGCGAUCGCCCUACUGGGAUUGGGCCACCGACUCGCGCGUGCCUCCGGUCACGACGCAGCAGCAGCUCACCAUCAACGUGACGGUCAACGGCGCCGUCCAGGCUCGCUCGGUCCGAAACCCGCUUUGGUCCUACCAGAUGCCCCAGCAGGCUCUCAACGGCCAGUUCGGAACCUUUGACAGGAGGCCGAACACGAUCCGCUGCGUCGGCAACGGCAUAAGAUAUCCGGACACGGCCGACAUGCGUCUGGCGUCGCGUCAGUUCAAGUCGUGGUCGUACGACGCCUUGACCCGCGCCCGGUCCUUUGCCGACUUCACGUCCGGAGCGUCCAUCGGCCUCGAGAACAUUCACAACGCCGUUCACGUCGACGCCGCCUGCGGCAACCAGUUUGGCAACCCGAACGUCGCCGCCUUUGACCCGCUCUUCAUGCUUCACCACACCAACGUGGACCGACUCUGGGCCUACUGGCAGGCCAUGAACCCGAGCCAGGACAUGUUCCAAAACUCGUACAGAGGCGGCGCCCGCUUCUCGACGCCGGGCGGCACCACCAUCACCUCGCGCUCCCCCCUCCAGCCCUUCUACGGCAACGACCGCGUGGUGCACACGUCCGAGUCGGUUCGAAGCAUCCGCAGCUUCAACUACGCCUACCGCGGCCUCGAGUACUGGAACACGAACGCCGAGCAGAUGCGACAGAACGCCGUCCGGCUCAUCAACCAAAUGUACGGUCCGGUCCGAAGCCCGCCGCCCAUGUCGGGACCUCCCGGUCCUCCUGGUGGUCCUCCUGGCAGCGUUCCGGUCAUCGAGCCGGUGCCGAAGCGACGAUACUUUGCCCGGAUCAGCGCCGACAGGGAGGACCUGCCUCGGCCUUGCCAGAUCGAGAUCUUCUACAACAACAAGAGGGCCUCGAGCCUCGCCGUCCUCGCCAUCCCCGAGACCGGCAAGGUCGCCGCCGGUCUGCCCCUCGACGAGGCCCUCGAGGCCGACGGCGUCACCGAGUUGCCCGUCAACGAGGCCCGCGCUCGCAUCCUGAAGUCGCUCCGCAUCCAGGUCACCAAGACGGACGGAACGGUAGCCCCGACGCCGGAGAAGUUGCAGCUCGUGCUCGAGGAGGUCAUGGUCACGCCGCCCCGAUCCGAUGCCGACUUGCCCAAGUUCAGCAGCCCCAUCCUGACGCCCAUCACGCCCGGCGAGAAGCCCAAAGCAUAA